AGUGAUUAAAAGUGAGAGACCAAUAUUUGAUUGGAAAAUUAUGAUAAAAUCUAGAAUUGGUAUAUAUGAAGAAACCGGCGGCCCAAUUCAACUACCAGCGCAGGAAGGGCCGCUGUCCUUUCCUCCUCUAAAAGCGGCUACACACCACACCAACUCCACCACCAAAAGUAAAAGCCACGAAAUACUAUCUUUAUUUAUAAUAUUAAUGAGCAAGAAACCAUCACCAAAUCUUCCAUAAAUUAAAAGCUUUGACAUAUGUUUGAUGAACACUAGUGCUAGUGGGGACUCUUUUGGUGACCAAAGAACAAAACCCAAUGCAACAACAAUAAUAAGGAGCUUAUGUGAAACGACGACAAACAUAAGAACAACCCCCAAAGUGAGAAAAACAGUACCCUUUCUCUAAUUUCCGUUGUUUCAAUCCAAGUUUUUCAAAACACCCUUUAAUGGCUCCUCCUCUAUUAUUUGUAUUCAUCACCGUCACCAAAUAAGUGAUUUCCCCUUUUGACUCUCUUUGUAAUCCGUAACCAAUGCUGCUUCGAAAUUCCAUUUCCAAUACCAAAAGGUUCUUUCAGAAAACCUUACGAAGUUUCAAGUCUCUCUUCUCUGGUACUGAUGCUGAACCUUACCAAAGGCUACCCAAAGCCUCUCCGUACAAUCCCUAUUCAUUCACCGCUGCAGGCGUUGCCGUGAAUCCCAACGACAAUGGCAACCCAAAGGAAAGAAAUGACAACAGGAAAAAGAUAAAAUUUUCAACUCAUAAUAUAGAAGCGCAAAGACAAGGAAACAAUAAGGGAAAUAUGAAGCAGUCUACGACACAAGGAAGAGAUGACCAUCAGGACAUUAAGCAGCAUAAAACGAGGAGUGCCAAGGUGGGGAACAGACGAGAGGAUUGUAAUUCAGGCGAGAGAAGAAGAGAAGAAAGGAAUUUAUCAGUGCCACAAAAGCUGAAAGAGCUAGAGAUGAUGGAUAUGAGCAAUAUGGAACAUGUUCUUGACAUUGAAGAGGUUCUUCAAUACUAUUCUCGACUCACUUGUCCUACCUAUCUUGAUAUUGUCGACAAGUUUCUCAUGGAAAUGUAUGCAGAAAUUUUGGGACCCCCAGAUUCUCCAAGAAGAGUCAACUCAAGCCAAAAUAUCGAUCAGUGAGAUCCUGAUUCAUCCCUUCUCUCCCAUGUUUUGCGUGAGAGGAUUUUUGGACAGGUCCAGACUUGAAAUUGUCAUAAUUAUUUCUGUAAAUCUCUGCGUUUUUACUUUUGUUUUUUUUUUCUGAUACAACCCUUCUCUCCCACUUUUUCUUUAAUUUCCCCAAUUGAUGCCACUUAAGACAUGGUUGUGAGACAGGAUACGAAAUUUAACUUUGAGAAAUGAUAAAUUUUUUUUUUCUCAAAUAAACAUAA
Molecule: messenger RNA, 1396 nt
Organism: Gossypium arboreum
Lineage: Eukaryota; Viridiplantae; Streptophyta; Magnoliopsida; Malvales; Malvaceae
Exons: 1
Coding region: 528-1145 (205 amino acids)
Source: RefSeq, a predicted model, not a curated record